Molecule: messenger RNA, 692 nt
Organism: Lathyrus oleraceus (garden pea)
Lineage: Eukaryota; Viridiplantae; Streptophyta; Magnoliopsida; Fabales; Fabaceae
Product: abscisic acid and environmental stress-inducible protein
Exons: 2
Coding region: 62-532 (156 amino acids)
Source: RefSeq, a predicted model, not a curated record
ACUAUUAUUUUCAUCCUUCACUACUAAAUAUCACAUUUCAAUUGAGCUUGAGUUGAGUACAAUGGAUUCCAAAAUAGCAAUUCUCAUCCUUGGCCUAAUGGCCAUUGUUCUUCUAAUUUCCUCAGAGGUGUCAGCUAGGGACUUAACCGAGACUUCAACUAAUACCAAAGAUGACGUUGUUGAAAAGUCAGAUGAAUUAAAUGAUGCCAAAUAUUACGGUGGAGGUUACAACCAUGGUGGCGGCGGAGGUUACAACGGUGGUGGAGGAGGCUACAACCAUGGUGGUGGUGGCUACAAUGGUGGUGGAGGAGGAUACAACCAUGGAGGUGGUGGUUACAAUGGUGGCGGAGGAGGAUACAACCAUGGAGGCGGUGGUUACAACGGUGGCGGUGGAGGAUACAACCAUGGUGGCGGAGGAGGAUACAACCAUGGAGGCGGUGGUUACAAUGGUGGUGGAGGAGGCUACAACCAUGGAGGUGGUGGUUAUCGUGGUGGAGGUGGACAUGGUGGUAGUUUCAACAAUGGUAACUGAUUAUAUCAUCAUGCAUGCAUGUGUUAAGUGUAAUAAAUAAUGUUGGGUUUUCAACAAAAGAGUAAAGAUAAAUCACUAUGUAUAUGUGAAGAUGAGUUUGAUUUCGAGUAAAAGUGGUGAAUGUGUUAUCAUGUGUAAUAUAUCAAAUAUCAUCGUUGUU